CCGUUACUCUAACGGCCAACAUCUCCCCCUCCAUCCUUCCAUCCUUCCCCAUCCUCUGAUCCAUUCUACGGUAAAAUCAAGAAAAAAUUAUCUGGUUAUCUCUGCAUUUCAAUCCUUGGAUUUAGUAAUCUUUUACAUUUACAGCAACAUUUUUCGUGCUUGCUCAGAAUCUCGUUCUCGAGAAUUGCUCCCCUGCUUUCUUAAACUCUGUUUUUUCCUUUUCUCUCUUGAUUUCAGGUCUUUUCUUUCUUCUUUCUCUCAAAGAGAUCUGCCCUUAAGCCAUGAAAAUAAAAACCCAGAUCUUAGUUUCUCAUCUUUCACCUUGAAUAAAACUGAACGUAAAAUCCAAACAGAACGUAGAACAAGAAUAAUUUCUGCUUCCUGACCUGAAUUUUUGCAGGUUAAUCCAUAGAUUUACAAAACAACAGUUUUUUCUGCUCAUUUUAAUUUAUUCCCAAAAAUUGAUCCUCUGUUUUUGUGUACUUUUUUUCUCCCUCGUAUUUUUCUUUCUCCGUCUCUCAAUUUCUUCAUUUUUCUCUUAAAAGGGUUUUUUCCCCCUUUAAGCUAUGAAAACAAAAACCCUGAUCUUAUUUUAUGUUAUUUUGUUAUUUACCAUCUUAAAUAAAGCUGAAGCUCAAAGCAAAAUCUCACAGUCAAACCCUGGUCCUUAUAUCUUAGCAUGCGGUGCAUCUAGCGAUGCGAAGGAUUCAGAUGGCCGAACAUGGAGAUCCGACUCAAAGUUUCUUUCUUCUUCUAAAGAUGCCAUAACAGCAACAGCUCAAUACCAGGACCCUUCUCUGCCAUCUGCAGUUCCUUACAUGACUGCGAGGAUUUUCACGUCUCAAUCGACUUACAACAUCUCAGUCCCAAAAAACAAUCGCCUGCUGCUCAGACUCCAUUUUUAUCCAUCAAUUUACAGUAAUCUCAACCCUAAUGACUCUUAUUUCGGAGUCAUCGCAAAUGAGUUUACUCUCCUAAAAAAUUUCAGUGCCUCGAUUACAGCGCGAGCACUCACACAAGCUUACAUUGUCCGAGAAUUUUCUCUUUCACCUUCACAAUCUGGUAAUCUCAAUGUCACGAUCUUUCCUUCCUCACAGCAAAAUGGGUCUUAUGCUUUUGUUAACGGCAUUGAGGUUUUCACCAUGCCGGAUAUCUUCCUGCCGGCCGCUCUGGUUGGUUUCUCUGAUCAAACUGUUGAUGUUGGGAGCUCUUGUUUACAAACAAUGACUCGAUUAAAUGUCGGCGGGCAGUACAUUUCUGCAAUCAAUGAUUCCGGUGGGCUUGAUCGGACAUGGUAUGAUGAUACCCCGUAUCUCUUCGGUGCUGCUUCUGGUGUCACCUCACAAGCCGAUAAGGACGUUAAGAUUCAGUAUUCUAACGAUGUGACUGAGUCUAUUGCGCCGUUAAACGUCUAUAGGACAGCAAGAUCGAUGGGCCCAAAUGGAACAGUCAAUAAAAACUAUAAUCUUACAUGGGUUUUUCAGGUUGAUGCCAAUUUUACUUACGUCGUCAGGUUCCAUUUUUGCGAGUUUCAGCUGGAUAAGUUGAAUCAAAGAGUGUUUGAUAUCUUUGUCAAUAACCAAACUGCACAGCCAUCUGCCGAUGUGAUUGCCUGGGCUGGAUCCCCGGGAGUGCCUGUUUAUAAGGAUUAUGCUGUUUAUGUUAGUGACCAGCCUGAUUAUGAUGAAGAAUUAUGGGUGGCAAUGCAUCCCAGUGCGUCAAUGAAGCCUGAAUAUUAUGAUGCAAUUCUCAAUGGGUUAGAGAUUUUUAAGCUGAAUGACACAGAAGGAAACUUGGCUGGCCUGAAUCCGACACCAUCAGUGAUGCCUACUGGGGCUGAGAAAACAAAGGAGUUUAGUACUUCUAGGUCAAGUAAUAGUGCACAUGUGAUUGGUGGGAUUGCUGGAGGGGCUGCUGGGUGUGUUAUAGCCUUUGUUGUUAUCAUUGUGAUCACUCGGAAGAAGAAGAAUUUUAAUCGCAGCAAAUCUGGAUCGUGCAGUGGUAAUUGGUUGCCUAUCUAUGGAAGUUCUCACACAUCAACAAGCAAAUCAACAAUAUCAGGUAGAAGUAGUGCAGGUAGUCAUCUGUCAAGCCUUGCAGGUGGUCUGUGUAGGCAUUUCUCACUGGGGGAGAUAAAAUAUGGCAGCAAGAACUUUGAUGAGUCAAGGGUGAUUGGUGUUGGAGGAUUUGGAAAGGUUUAUAAAGGAGUCAUUGAUGGAGGGACAAAGGUUGCCAUCAAAAGAUCAAACCCAUCUUCAGAACAAGGAGUUAAUGAGUUCGAAACCGAGAUUGAGAUGCUUUCAAAGCUAAGACACAAGCAUUUGGUUUCCUUGAUUGGGUUUUGUGAGGAACAAGGAGAAAUGAUUCUGGUUUAUGAUUAUAUGGCUAAUGGAACACUAAGGGAGCAUUUGUAUAGGGGUGACAAACCUUGCUUGUCAUGGAAGAAAAGGUUGGAAAUAUGUAUUGGGGCUGCAAAGGGACUACAUUAUCUUCACACAGGUGCCAAGUACACAAUCAUUCACAGAGAUGUGAAAACUACAAACAUUUUGCUUGAUGAAAAUUGGGAGGCAAAAGUAUCCGAUUUCGGGCUAUCAAAGACGGGUCCAAAUCUGAAUCAAACACAUGUUAGCACAAUGGUGAAAGGUAGUUUUGGUUAUUUAGAUCCUGAGUACUUCCGCAGGCAACAGCUGACAGAGAAAUCUGAUGUUUACUCUUUUGGAGUAGUCUUAUUUGAAGUAUUGUGUGCAAGGCCAGCCCUUAAUCCCAGCUUGCCUAAAGAACAAGUCAGCCUUGCAGAUUGGGCUCUAAGUUGUUUGAGAAAAGGGGAGCUUGGUGAGAUUAUUGAUCCUCGUCUUGAAGGACAGAUAAACCCUGAAUGCUUGGAGAAAUUUUCUGAGACGGCAGAAAAAUGCUUGGCUGAUCAUGGAAUUGAGCGGCCAUCAAUGGGUGAUGUGCUGUGGAAUCUUGAAUUUGCACUUCAGUUGCAGGAAAAUCCUGAUCAGGCUGCAAAUUUUGUUGCAGUAGAAAAGCCUGAUCAUGCUGCUGCUCAUUUACAAAUGUUGAGAAUCAUUGAUGAGGACAAUGUGCUGGGGGAGGAGGAGACUGAUGACUCUAGUUCAGGUGUAGUUUUCUCUCAGAUGGUGAACCAAAGAGGAAGAUGAUUAAUAACAAGCAAGUUUUAGGCUCCUCUGAUUGUUUGCUACUAGUAAACAGAACAUCAUGCAAAAGAAAAAGUUUAGGUUCUUUGAAUAUUGUUCAUUUUUAAUUUUAUUUGGUUUGACCAUUAUCAUAGUAUCAUGAGCUAUCUGUUUGGCUUUCAAAUUUCCCCUUUGAUAUGACACUGUUUUAGAAAUGUGAAGUAAAAAAGCUGAAGAAUUUAUGAGAAUAUCUUUU
Carica papaya (papaya) is the source of this 3393-nucleotide messenger RNA. Lineage: Eukaryota; Viridiplantae; Streptophyta; Magnoliopsida; Brassicales; Caricaceae. The record is from RefSeq and is a predicted model, not a curated record.